This is a messenger RNA of Thermothielavioides terrestris NRRL 8126, 1909 nucleotides long. RefSeq lists its product as uncharacterized. The transcript has 8 exons. Gene Ontology annotation, biological process: fructose 2,6-bisphosphate metabolic process; fructose metabolic process. Gene Ontology annotation, cellular component: cytosol. Bases 66 to 1679 code for a protein of 537 amino acids. Gene Ontology annotation, molecular function: 6-phosphofructo-2-kinase activity; fructose-2,6-bisphosphate 2-phosphatase activity; ATP binding. The record is from RefSeq and is a predicted model, not a curated record. NCBI's taxonomy places the organism in Eukaryota, Fungi, Ascomycota, Sordariomycetes, Sordariales, Chaetomiaceae.
CCGAUUCAUACCGAACCAUCCCCGCCCCGACCCUUCCAGGCUUGAUUACAACGGCCAUUGUCAAGAUGGACACACUUCUGACCGCCGAGAUCGCCGCCAACGCGCCGCGGUACCGUCGCAAGAGUUCGACUUUUAUCGACGGCAUCCACGAUGUUUCCGACAAUCAGGGCAAGUUGGCCCCUGCCCAGCUCUACAGCACCAUGUCUGGGAGGCUGUUUCACUCGGGGAGAAUUGCCAUUGUCAUGGUUGGCCUACCGGCUCGGGGAAAGACUCAUAUUUCCGUCUCGAUGGGUCGCUACCUCUCGUGGCUUGGCGUCAAGACUCGCAUCUUCCACCUGGGCGACUAUCGCCGCGCUACCGUCCCAGGGGGCCAUGUUCCGGAGGACUAUUUCUACCCCAAUGCAUCUCCGGCUUCCAUGAUGCUACGUCAGAAGAUUCUCAAGAAGUGCAGAGAAGAUAUCUAUGCCUGGUUGAAUCACGAGAACGGCCAAGUCGCCAUCUACGACGCCGUUAAUCCCACUCGGAGCGGGCGCAUUGCCCUCGCAAAGGAAUUCGCUAAGCACGAUGUCCAGACCCUGUUCAUCGAAUCGUAUGUCGAUGACCAGGAGAUCCUGAAGGAAAAUGCCCGCAACGUCAAGAUAUCCUCACCAGAUUUCCAUGGCAUGGAUCCGGACGAGGCAGCGAGUCUCUACCUCAAGCGGAUCGAGACCAAGAUCCCUGUAUUCGAGACGAUGGAGGAGGAAAAUUUGAACUUCGUCAAGAUGAUCAACGCCGGCCAAGCCUUCUACUACAACAAUGUCAGCUUCAACUACCUGUUUCACAGAAUCGUCUUUUACUUGACCAACCUUCAUAUCAAGUCGCGGACCACCUUCUUUGUCCGCGCCGGCCCCGCCACGGACGAAGAUUCGUAUAAGGCUGAUGCCCCUCUCUCCGAGGAAGGCAUGGCGUAUGCAGAGAAGAUGACGGAAACACUCCUCCGACACCGAGAGCAAGAGCGUCAGGCCUCCAUUGCCCAGGGCGGCCCGGACGUGCCGUUGCGACCGCUGACCGUGUGGACAUCCACGCGCCUCCGCACCAUGCAGACCGCCGAACCGCUGAAAAGGAUGGGAUUCAAAGUCCGGCAGCGGUCCCAGAUGAGCCAAAUAAACCCCGGGGUUUGCGAGAAGCUGUCGGAGCGUGCGAUUCGCGCCCUGUAUCCCGAGGAAGUGAAGAAGCACGAGCUGGAUCCGUACCACCAUCGCUACCCACGCGCCGAGUCGUAUCAUGACCUUGCUGUCCGAUUGGAGCCGAUCAUCCUCGAACUAGAGCGGGAGCAGAAUGAUCUCCUGAUUAUUGCCCAUGAGAGCGUGUUGCGCGUCCUGUAUUCAUACUUGAUGCACUGCAGUACCAUGGACAUCCCAAAAUUGAAGUUCCCACGAGACGAGAUCAUUGAGAUCAUUCCCGCAGCGUACCAGAACAACGCCAAACGCAUCCACAUCCCGGGACUCGAUCCAAGGACGAUACCGGGCUCACCAGAAGACAUUCGGAUUCCUGUGCCGGGUGAUCCCAGCGCUAAUCUCCCUCCGAUCCCGGGAAUGAGCAGCCCGGAGCCGGUCGAUGUUGCUGUCCCGCGGCCACCCGAGAAGAUCAUCAACAACGCGAAGGAGACAGUUUCGGAUAAGCUGGCCGACGAGGAUUGAGUAAGCGGUGGAAGGCCAGGGGGUAGCAAAUAGCGGGCAUCCUAACCGCUGUCGGCGGCCCCAUGUCCAUGGACAGAACCCGCCUUUGCAGGACGCUUCCGGCCAAUAACAAACCCUAACCCUUCCCUUUGCUCCUGCCGAUUGAUGACGUCGGUCGUGGGACUCCUCCAAAGCUCCCCCGCAGUGGGAAAUUCAACUCUCCUCUCAACUGAGCGCCAGUACCCGACUAG